Molecule: messenger RNA, 7148 nt
Organism: Cololabis saira (Pacific saury)
Lineage: Eukaryota; Metazoa; Chordata; Actinopteri; Beloniformes; Belonidae
Product: calsyntenin-2-like
Exons: 17
Coding region: 279-3128 (949 amino acids)
Biological process (GO): positive regulation of synapse assembly; homophilic cell-cell adhesion; positive regulation of synaptic transmission
Cellular component (GO): cell surface; postsynaptic membrane
Molecular function (GO): kinesin binding; X11-like protein binding; amyloid-beta binding
Source: RefSeq, a predicted model, not a curated record
GCUGCGCCUUCUCUCUUCUCUCCGGUCCCGUCUGAGCAGAGCGCACUUGUUCCCGUCCACACCGCAGCUGCGCUGCCAGACCCGCGUACGCACGGCUGCUCCACGGCCGGCCUGGUCCCAGCAUCCGACAACUGUUUCCACGCCGCUUUUUUUUUCUUCCUGUCAAUAAAAGGGAGCGAGAGAGAGAGAGAGAGAAAAAGAGAGGAGAGAGAGUGAAGACAGAAGCAGGAGGUGGAGGGAAGAGGAAAGAGGUCGCUGAGUCUCUAUCCACCGAGAAGAUGCUGAGGAUAGUCGUGCUGGCCGUGGCGGCUCUGGGGAUGAGCGCCGCUCGCAGCAAAGUGAACAAACACAAGCCCUGGAUUGAGACAUCAUACCAUGGCGUGAUCACUGAAAACACUGAUAUCGUUCUGUUGGACCCUCCUCUGGUGGCCCUCGAUAAAGAUGCCCCCAUCCCCUAUGCAGGGGAGAUCUGUGCAUUCAACAUCCACGGGCUGGAUGCUCCGUUCAAGGCAGUGGUGCUGAAUGGAACAUCUGGUGAGGGUCAGCUGAGGGCACACAGCCUGGUGGACUGCGAGCUGCAGAAAGAAUACACCUUCAUCAUCCAGGCUCAUGACUGCGGUUCAGGCCCUGGGGGGACAGAGGGCAAGAAGUCCCACAAGGCGGUGGUGCACAUUCAGGUCAACGAUGUGAACGAGUUUGCCCCAGUGUUUCGGGAGCCUGAGUAUCGAGCUGCAGUGACGGAGGGCAAGAUUUACGACAGUAUCCUGCAAGUUGAAGCCACAGAUCAGGACUGUUCUCCACAGUACAGCCAGAUCUGCAACUACCAGAUAACCACCACAAACACACCUUUUGCUAUAGAUCGAAAUGGUAACAUCCGGAACACGGAGAAGCUGAGCUACGACCGCCAGCAGCAGUAUGACAUCCAGGUGACGGCGUGGGACUGUGGCCAGAAGAGAGCGUUGCACAGUGUCACUGUGCACAUUGACGUCAAGCCAGUCUGCAAACCUGGCUGGCAAGGUUGGAAUAAACGAGUGGACUAUGAGCCGGGAACAGGCAGUAAGCCGCUGUUUCCUAAAAUGCACCUGGAGACCUGCGGCGAGCCCUUGUCCUCAGUGAGGACCACUGUGGAGCUGCAGACCAGCCACAUCGGGAAGGGCUGUGACCGGGAGACCUACUCCGAGAAAUCUCUACAGAAACUCUGUGGCGCCUCAUCUGGCAGCACGGACCUUCUCCCUGCUCCCAGCACCGCGACCAAUUGGACAGCUUCCCUCGUGUCCGACAGUGGGAGGGACAGCGACUUGAUCUUCAGAUUUGACGGUCGUCAGGCAGCUAAAAUCCCCGACUGGGUGGUACCACAGAAUCUGACAGACCAGUUCACCAUAGCAACGUGGAUGAAGCACGGGCCCAGCCCUGGGCUCAGAGCUGAAAAGGAGACACUGCUCUGUAACUCUGACAAAACUGAGAUGAAUCGCCAUCACUACUCGCUCUAUGUCCAUAACUGCCGCCUGGUGUUCCUGCUGAGGAGAGACUUCACCCAGAUAGACACCUUCAGACCGGCAGAGUUCCACUGGAAACUGGAGCAGAUAUGUGACAAGGAGUGGCAUUAUUACGUCAUCAACGUGGAGUUCCCAGCGGUGACGCUGUACGUGGACGGAGUCUCCUACGAUCCCUAUCUGGUGACGGACGACUGGCCCAUCCACCCAUCGCAGAUUGAUGUGCAGCUCACUGUUGGCGCCUGCUGGCAAGGUGGGGAAGUGACCAAGCCACGUUUCACUCAGUACUUCCGGGGAAGCCUAUCAGGACUGACCAUCCGACCAGGGAAGAUUGAGAGUCAGAAAGUUAUUUCCUGUCUGCAGGCCUGCAAAGAGGGACUGGACAUUAACUCCCUUGAGAGCCUGGAUAAGAGUAUAAAGUUCCACUUCAACCCAGCUCAGUCUAUCCUGGUGAUGGAGGGAGACGACUUGGAAAAUCUCAACACGGCUGUGAGGAAGGUUUCCUACAUAAACUCUCGACAGUUUCCCACACCUGGCAUUCGGCGCCUGCAAAUUUCCACCACUGUUCAGUGUUUUGGUGAGGACACAUGCAUCACCAUUCCUGAUAUUGAUGCCGUAGUGAUGGUGCUGCAGCCCAGUGAGCCCAGGAUCACCAUCACCGGAGUGGAGAGACUCAUUCGUCCUGCUCCCGACUUUAGAGCCUCAAGAGGCAUCGCUCUGUUCCAGGACCUGCACAUCUUCAGUACCGUCACCAGGGCAGACACCAAUGCACAUCACACGGCACAUCAGCCCGGCGUGCUGGAAGAGAUCAUUCAUAACUUGGACUACUGUGAUGUCCUGGUGUUGGGGGAGGAGCUGAACCCCGAUCAAGAGUCUCUCCAACUUCAGCGAAGCUCUUUGCUGGGAAAACACCUGGAUGCCACCAACUCCACCUCUGGCAUGUCCAUAUAUGGUGUAGACUCCAUGUCAAACUAUGAACAGGUGAUCCGACAGGUACGCUACUCUAGCUGGCGGCCCGGACAGAUAACAGAGAGAAGAUUUCGCCUGACCUGCUCAGAGCUUAACGGACGUUACACCAGUAAUGAGUUCAAUCUUGAGGUGAGCGUCCUGCACACUUCAGAGGCACGAGAACACGUCAGUCACAUGGUCGCCCCACCUCAGUACAUGCAGAUUGUGCACCACCCAUCUAUGAUCAACGACCUUUACCCCAACCAUGUCUCAGGUGUACCGAGCGCUGCCACGGUGGUCAUUGUGAUGUGCAUCGCCGCCCUGGUGGUGGUGGUAGUGCUGGGCAUAUACCGCAUCCAUGUGACCCACCAGCAGGAGGGGAAGCUGGAGGAAUCCACUAAAGAAGCAGAUGGGAGCUGGGACGCCUCAGCUCUGACAAUCACGGUCAACCCGAUGGAGAACCUGGAGGAGCCCCAGCAUGGAGAAGAGGAGGCCAGUGAGGAGGAGGAGGAUGAGGAUGAUGAUGAAGAGGAGGAUGAGGAUGAUGAUGAAGAGGAUGAGGAGGAUGACAUCACCAGUGCUGAGUCAGAUGACAGCGAGGAAGAAGUGGAUGUUCAGCUACCAGCAAGGAUGCAGCGCUCAAGCAAGAAGGGCCAGAGCUGGGACAAAACAACAAUACGUUAUUAAAACACACACACACACACACACACACACACACUACUACCCCGACUCUCUCUCUCUCCUUCUCUCUCUCUCUCACUCGCUCACUCACUGACUCACUCACUCCUCUCUCUCUUUCACUCUCUCUCUCUCUCUGUCUCUCGCUCACUCUCUCACCCACACACACACACACACACACACACACACACACGUACAUUCUGCAAAACAUCCUUACUGAAUCCUUAAAUCAGAUGGUUAAAACAGAACAAAAGACUUUUUGAUGUUGAUGCUCUAAAUGUAAGGUAAUGUUGUCCCCUACUGGAAGAUUCCACUAUAACAUCAACACAUACAGGAGUGGUUUCAUCGUAGCUUUGUCAGAAAGCUUCUUGUUUUAUACAGAUGAGAAAAAUAAUGCCACUAACACGGCUCGCCAAUCGUCACUCUUGAAGGAGCAGUUUUCCAAAUUGACGUCAUGCCCUUAGAGACGUUAUAUCUCUCCCUCACUUCAGUUCACACUGUUACUACAGUGAAAUCAACUUCUGUGAAACCCGUUCUGUCCGUCCUGCACCAUACAUUCAAGUUAAUGUGUGUAACUUCACAGUGAGAUUUCUGAUGUCCCACAUCAAAAAUGCAAACAACCUUUAUUUAAGAGAAAUACGUUACAAAAGUAAAGAAAAUGAGACUAUUUUUGGUUUGUAUACUUAUUAUUUAUCUGUCUUUAUCUAGCCAAUGUGGCAAAGCCAGGUGAUUUUACAGAAAAAAAGCAUAUUUUCAAUGAUACUCAUAAAGAAACAAACAAAAAAAAGGUGAAGCGGUGUGCUGUUGCAGGCGUUAUGUUUAAGUAGCCGCAGGGUCUGUGUCUCCUUGUACAUUUUUAUACGCAACCUUCGUGUAAAUAUUGAGUAUAAUAUGUGCCCCUAAUCGCCCCCCAAACAUCCUUCCCCAUGAUGUCUACCCAGAAACCUUCCUCUCCACCUGUACACAACACACAUUCCCUCUACAUGUGUAUGUGUGCAUCGUGAACCCUUAGCCUGCAGGUGUCCCUCUCCAAAACAGCACCCUCGAGUCACGUGUGUGUGUUUCUAGCUCAGCGUUCACAUCAUUCCGGCUGACCGGGCUUCGUCUGGGUGGGUGUGCCACUGUCUCCACAGCAACUGGGUCAAAUAAGGUGUUUUCGUAGAGGAAAAGUGGGUGAUACUAGGCCAAAUCAAAAAGAAAACAGCAUGCUUGUUACUAUUGGUGCUCAUAUGUUACAUGAAGAGGUCUAAACUCCUCGCUCCUGCAUGAGUUGUGAGACGGUCAAAAAAAUCCCAAUAUCCGAUAAAAUCAACAGGCCAGAUCCAACACUGAUGUUUUAAAAUGGGGAGAACUUUACGAAAGAAAAUGAAAUAUUACAAACCGCCACGGAGUCCAGAGCAGGUUGGGUUCAGGACUUUUGCCACUGAAUGAACCAUUUACUUUGGCUGAAAAGCCUCACGUGAAGAGAGAGAUAAGACCCGAGGUUUCUUUGCUCUGGUCUUCCUGAAGCAGAGAGAACUACAAGCUCGAUGAAGCGCUUCAGGUUAGGUUCCACUUCUGGGUUUGGGCUGAGAUUGUGCAACCCCAGUGACAGCUGGGAUCUGUGCUGUGGAGCAGCAGCGGAGCUUCAGCUUCAGGUUCAAUUCUCCGUUCUAGGUGUCACAAGGAAGUUCACUUGUUACUGCAACACCUUAACAUAAUACCUGCGCAGGAAAUAUAACCUGCAGAGUAGGUUAUGUUGAAGAUGUACAAGAACCUCCCCCUGACCUAUCAGAUCUCAAAGAAAAAUUAAAAAAAUAAGAGACACUGAAGCAUUAACAGUCAAGGAAUCCCUUCUCUCAUCUCUCUCUGUCAAAGUCAGAAAAUAUCUGAACCAUUUGACUUUUUCUGAGAAGCAUUUUCAUGACAAAUAUCUCGACUGAAGGAAAUUAAGCAUAACACACACUGAUUACUUUGAAGUUUAUUUCUUUUUUUACUUAAAUAACUGGAAUUAAUAGCAAAUUUUCUUUUUAGUGUUAAUUAAUUAAAAUUAUCAUUAAACUAUGAAAGAUCUCCUCGCCGUUUUCUUAAUGAGCAUAUGAGCUUGCAGCAUAUUGUACUCAUCAAGCUGCAUUAACUUACGUCUGCAGUCAUAUCCCCAAUGAUCAAGAUUAAUUUUUAGUUUAAAUAAAUCAAUUUGCAACAAAAAAUAUUUUUUUAUGGAGUUAAGCUUGGGUAACAGAAAAUCCACUCACAUCUGUAUAAAACUGCCUCUGACUGCACUGAAUGUUUGUUUGAUUUAAUGUAAAACAUUUACAACAGCCAUUAUUGCACUGAAAGAAUAAAACUGAAACCUAUUGGGAGGAAAAACACCUGCACAACAUACAUUUAAUAAAACACACACUCAUAAAUUGUCAGUUCCAUUUAUGCUUUGAUAAAGUGACACAUCUACCAGUAGCACAUACUGUACACACGGUUGGCGUGAGUGACCAUUUUUUGUCAGGUUUCUUCCCUGAUUUGGCUGCAGCAUUUGUGUUGCUGUUAACAUGAAUUGUACCAUAACCAACAAUAAUAUUUUGUACUUUAAGUUAUAAAGUAAUCACUCCAGAGCCAUGAUUGUAAUUGGUCAUCGACGCCAACGCUGUCCUUGUAUGGAUUAAUAUGAAUGUGCACAGAUCCAGAACCGAAAAAACCUAGGUUGAUUUAACAAGUUGAUAACCAGCUUCAUGCCAUCUUAGCGCAAUCGUGAUCAAGAGUUAAGUCAAAAGAAACCCUGGCUGAGUUGAACCUGCUUGGUCAUCUAGUACUCUGGUGAUCCUGUGCAAACUCGGGACACCCCAGUACAAAAUCUGUAGGUUUCUUCAUUUCUAUGAGGAGUUGAAGCAUGUUUGAACUCAUUGUGGUUUUACAACUUAGGACUUGAAUGUUGUGGCUCAGUCUUGCCUUCUACAUGGGCCUUAAUUCCAGCUGCUGAUAAUCAUUUUCAACUAAAAAAAAAAGACAGAAAAAGAAAUGUUCAUGUCCUCCGUGAUGGCACGAGUCUUUGAUAACUAGCUGAUCAUGGAAUUAAUAUCUGAAUGACCAAACAUGUUUUAUCAAAACUGGAGGACAUAGAGACAGGGUUUAGAUGAGAAUCUGUGUUGGACGCUGGACAAAUUCCACUGUUGUUCUGUAUUUGUUUAAAGUCUGUGUGUACGGUCAAUUUCUGCAAAUGCUUUGGCCAUAUAAACUGUAUAUAGUAUAUUGUUCCCAAAAAAUAACUAUUAAAGCAGAUUUGAGGCGUUUUCUUGGCCUUGUUUGACCUUAUUACUUACCAAUGACCAUCAUAAUUUUACCAAAUAUUUGAGCUAAAUCGAUUAAUGAAAAUGUACCAGUAACAGAAGCCCAGCGGAUGAUUCAGGCCGACUGUCAUGGAAGACUUUGUGGGGGCGGGAACACUUUCAUUAGCCCACAAGCUGUGAAGUUACCUCCUGUAACUGUAAGAGAAGAAGACACAGCAUGACAUUGUCACAUUUCACAUAAUUAGAAAAAUCUGUCAAAAAUGUUUUCCCACCGAGGUGAAAGGGCAUUAGUCUCUAACCAUGACCCUCAGCCAAGAAUCCACAAAUGCUGAAGUGUUAUUUUGAGGAAGCAGUUGUAUGUACAUAUGUACUGUCUGACAAAUAAAUAAAAAAGUAAAUGGCCUGUAACGUGGCGAGCCGCUGACAGCUGUUCUGUGGGUUUGGCUGGGAGAAUGAAGUGUACGUGCAUACUGUAGCUCUGUCAUAUGUUCAUGUAAAGAUCUCAUGUGUUAAGACGUUUGCUCAUCUGCUGUGGCACCCGGUCUUGUGACAUCACCUCCCUCCCUGCACCCAUCGUUUGAAAUCUUUGGUGGACUUUUCAUCAGCCCGAGCCCUAAUGUUGUCCUGAUGCUUGUUUUAGAAGAGGGUGAUGAAAUUAACAUCUGAACCUUGUAUAAUGUGCAAAAGAAUUUCUAUUAUUUAUUUUUAUUUUAUUUAUUUUUUUCCUUUUUCUGGACUCUUUGGUCUGUUUUUCUUUGGAAUGGUCACU